Messenger RNA from Striga hermonthica, 2340 nucleotides. The record is from the annotation of a GenBank genome assembly. NCBI's taxonomy places the organism in Eukaryota, Viridiplantae, Streptophyta, Magnoliopsida, Lamiales, Orobanchaceae.
AUGAGUGAAGCCCUUUCCCUCCUACUUCAGAGGAGACGAUAUGUGGCUGUUCACCAAUCCAGUCGUCAAGUGGUUGCUGAUGUUCUUAAAUCCUGUGCUUCGACAUCAAAGGCCGAUCUUGGGAGAUCUUUCCACGGUCAUGCCAUUAAACUGGGGCUUAACUAUUGCUGCAUCAUCACAAAAGCUUUACUCAACAUGUACGCCAAGUGCAAAGCACUCGAUGACUGCAAGAAGCUGUUUGAUGAAAUCCCUGAUCGUGAUACCGUCACUUGGAACAUUCUCUUGUCCGGGUAUUCCGGUUCAAGGUAUCAUGAUCAUAGGGUGAUGGAGCUGUUUAACACGUUCCAUGCCGCUCGGGAUCCCAAACCCAGUGAUGUCACUCUUGCCAUUGUUCUUCCUGUAUGUACGCGCUCGGGCGCUCGGGGUUUUGGAAAGUGCAUUCAUGCAUAUGCCAUGAAGUCUGGAAUGGAGUCACAGACACUGGUAGGGAAUGCGUUAAUCUCGAUGUACGCCAAAUGUGGUCUCGUUUUCGAUGCACGUGCUGUCUUCCGUGAAAUUACUGACAAAGAUGUUGUUUCGUAUAAUGCUGCAAUUUCAGGUUUAGCCGAGAAUAGGCUUGAGGGAAGUGCGCUUGAACUCUUCUGUGAGAUGAUUAAAGGGCCUGUGACGCCUAAUUAUGCUACCAUUGUGAAUAUUCUGCCGAUCUGUGCUACUUUGGGUAAAAGUAGCACUGCCGGUCGGAUGCUUGGAAAACAGAUACACUGUCAUGUGCUGAGGCGAGCCGGGCUUGAUAAUGAAAUCACAGUGAUUAAUGCUCUGUUGAGCUUUUAUUUGAGAAUUGGGAGAAUAACUGAAGCAGAGUCUUUGUUUGGAAGGAUGGAAUUCAGGGAUUUGGUUAGUUGGAAUUCAUUGAUUUCUGGGUGUGCUUCGACUGGACAAUGGCUGAAGGCAUUAGAGAUUUUCCGCGAAUUUGUUGAUAAGAAGGCGAUUGAGUUGGAUUCUGUCACCAUAAUCAGCAUAAUUCCUGUUUGUGCUCAGCUACGUAACCUGAAAGUGGGAAAAGAGAUACAUGGAUAUGUAUUGCGGCAUAGCGUUUUACAUGAGGAUACGUCCGUUGGAAAUGCUCUGAUAAACUUUUAUGCUAAAUGCAAGUGCACCGAAUCAGCCUUUUGGGUAUUCUCACUUGUUCUCCACAAAGAUUUGAUAUCGUGGAAUACCAUGCUCGAUGCAUUUGGAGUAAAUUUACUCGCAGAUCAAUUUGCUAACCUCUUACAUUGGAUGUUUUUGGACGGGAUAAAACCUGAUGCAGUUACUUUACUGACAGUGGUCCAUUUCUGUGCUAGCCUUUCCAGAAUAAGAAAUGUUAGAGAAGCCCAUGGAUUUUCUUUGACAUCCGGUAUUCUGCUUACUGACAAUGAACCCACUCUUGGAAAUGCAUUGCUUGACGCGUAUGCCAAAUGCGGAUGUAUGGAGUACGCAUCGAAAAUGUUUGUGAAUUUAUCUGGGAAGAGGAAUGUAGUUACGUGCAACUCAAUGAUUUCGGGAUUUUUGGCUCAUGGUUUGCACGAAGAUGCAAAUACUGUAUUUCAGAGGAUGUCCACAAGGGAUCUCACUACUUGGAACCUCAUGGUGCGUGGUUAUGCUCAAAACGAGUGUCCUAACGAGGCUAUUAAUUCGUUCUGGGAGUUACAGAGUCAAGGAUUGAAGCCAGACGCUAUGACUAUCAUGAGCAUUCUUCCGGUUUGUAGCCAAAUGGCUUCGGUUCAUUUUCUAAGACAAUGUCAUGGAUACAUAGUAAGGGCUUGUUUUGAGGAUACCCAUUUAAAAGCUGCCCUUUUAGACGUUUAUUCAAAGUGUGGGAGCAUAAGUAGUGCGUAUAAGCUUUACCUGUCAGCUCCUUUCAAAGAUCUUGUAGUCUUCACGGCCAUGGUCGGAGGAAUGGCCAUGCAUGGAAUGGGGAAGGAAGCUUUAGGGGUCUUUGACAAAAUGCUUGACUGUGGCUUUAAACCGGAUCACGUCAUCUUGACCGCCCUUUUGUCCGCUUGCCGACAUGCAGGGCUUAUUAACGAAGGACUUGAGAUUUUUUAUUCGAUAUCACAGGUGCACCAUUUAGAGCCGAGCAUGGAGCAGUAUGCUUGUGUGGUGGAUCUCCUCGGUCGAGGAGGACAAACUAAGGAAGCUUUAUCCUUCCUAAAUCAAAUGCCUGUUGAAGCUAAUGCUAAUAUAUGGGGAACACUUCUUGGGGCUUGCAGGACCCACCAUGAUGUGAAGACAGGUCGGCUCGUGGCAGAACAUCUCUUGAAAAUCGAUACUGGGGACAUUGUAUAUGUUGAACUAUAA